CAAAAAGCAAUCUCUCUCUCUCUAAAAAGCAAAAGAAAAGCUUGUGUCCUCCCUCUCUCUCUCUCUCCUCUGUUUUCGAUGCUGCAAACGCAACGCCAUAAAACGAAGUGAAAUUUUUAAAUAAAGCACCUCUUUAUUUCACUAAUUUCUUCACGUUACCCUCCUCUCCCUGUCACUCACUCCUUCCUCGUAUAAAACCCAUCGAAACCCUACCCGUCUCUUAAACCCCCAUCCGUCUCUCUCUCUCUCUCUCCUCCAUAGCCAUGGAAACUCUCUACUUCCUCAAGUUCUGGAAACCCAAUGCCUCCACCGCCACACCUCCAAAAUCUUCCGUAGCUAAAGAAAACGACGUCGAAGAAGAAGAAGAAGAUUCUUUCUUCGACUUGGAAUUAAGUUUCGACCUCAUCCAAACCCCACAAGAAAACAUCUUCGAAUCCAAACCAAAAUCAAACACCUCGGACAAAACAGCCGGCAAACCAACCCUUUCUGUGUCCACCUCCGAUCCGAUUUCCAAAAGAAAAAUCCUCCCGAUCGAGCCAGUUUCCAAGCCUCCUCAGUCCCCCAUCGCUCUCCUUAAAUCCGCCCCAAAGUUCGGAGCUUUAAUGCUCAAAAAACCCAGACAGAAAACCGAGAAAAAAACAGGGGAAAAAGCAGAGCCGGAGGUUUCGAUGGAGUCCCACAAGCAGAAAACCAAAGUAGUAAUUGCGAAACAGCUCGCCGGAGAAGAGGCUCAAAACCCACCUAAGCUCACCCGAGAAAACAGCUCCAUGAGAAGCGGAAUCGGAUUGCAGAAUCCGAGGCUGGAAGACCCGAAAACAGAGAGAUUUUCCAAGGAUGUUUUGCAGAAGUACCUUAAUCUGAUCAAACCUCUGUACUCGAAGGUUUCCAGGAGGUCUACCGAGAAGGUGAAACCUUCUGUAGACUCACCGACGGCGUCGCCGGCGAUGCCGAUAUUCUCUAUGUGUUCGCCCAAAAAGGACAAACAGGGGAACUUUCCGGCGGGAUUUAGAGUUGUCUCUAAGAACUUGGGGAAGAGCAAGUCGGCCACGGCGAUGGUGGCGCCGCCGGUGCAACGGAGGGACGAUUCCUUGCUGCUGCACAACGAUGGGAUUCAGAGCGCCAUUCUGCAUUGCAAGAGAUCGUUCAACUCUAGAGAUUCUUUGUCUUCGUUGUCACGAUCAACCAGUGAUUCCUCCUCUACGAAAUCAUAUUCUACAGAUUGUUCUCUGUUGUCGCGGUUUGCAAGUGAAUCCCAGGACAAAUCAGCAAGAAACUCGAUCGAGGAUGGGUACAGUGCUGAAAUCUGAACCUUUGUUGGAUUUUAAUAGAUAAAACGCGGGAAAAGCAGAGGAACCAUGGCACUCUGUUCUCUCUGUGCUUCUGUAAAAACCACGGAAGAAAUGAAAAGGAAAAUAUAAGGUUAGGUUAGGGUUGUUUUUGGUAUUCUAGCUUCUAGGGUUUUUAGCUAUGAUGACGGGUGAGCACAGCAUAUGGGGUUCGCCUGUUCUAGUCUGUAAAGUGGUGUCAUGAUGAAAAAACUGCAGAAAAACAAAACAAAAAAAUCUGAGAUUUUGGGGAUCUUUUUUGGUUUAGGGUUUCUGCUCUGAAGCACAUCAUGUUGCGUUUGAAAUGAAUGUGUGAUGAAAGAAAAUGUGUUUAAAUCAAUCAGAAGGAUGUGUGACAUUAUUUUCUGAGU
Malus domestica (apple) is the source of this 1696-nucleotide messenger RNA. Its product is annotated as membrane-associated kinase regulator 5. Gene Ontology annotation, cellular component: plasma membrane. NCBI's taxonomy places the organism in Eukaryota, Viridiplantae, Streptophyta, Magnoliopsida, Rosales, Rosaceae. The record is from RefSeq and is a predicted model, not a curated record.